Messenger RNA from Clupea harengus (Atlantic herring), 1292 nucleotides. RefSeq names its product protein O-mannosyl-transferase TMTC1-like (gene tmtc1). The coding region runs from base 153 to 1292 and encodes 379 amino acids. Gene Ontology annotation, biological process: protein O-linked glycosylation via mannose; RNA processing. The record is from RefSeq and is a predicted model, not a curated record. NCBI's taxonomy places the organism in Eukaryota, Metazoa, Chordata, Actinopteri, Clupeiformes, Clupeidae. The transcript is spliced from 8 exons. Gene Ontology annotation, molecular function: protein binding; mannosyltransferase activity.
CGCCAAGAGGCGGUUUCUCUCAGCUUGCAUUUGCAGUUGCAGUCGCUGGUUCUAUCAUUCGCCACCGGUGCGUCUAUGAGCCGCUUGGAAAUGGACCACAGCGCAUCCUGGUACCAUACCCAGCGCGAUCAGCGUGCCAGCCAAGAGGCAACAUGACAGCACACAACCGGGAAAAGAUCAGCCGCCCCCUGCGGCUCUCUGCACUCUCCGGACCGGGCAAAGGUAUUCUCCGCUAUGCCGUGUUGUUGGCGGUCUGCGGGCUUUGCUACACCAACUCUCUGCGAGGGGAGUUCGUACACGACGAUGUGUGGGCAAUUACCAACAACCCGGACGUCAGACCAGGUUCCAGCUUGCGGAGCAUCUUUAGCAAUGACUUCUGGGGUAAAAGGAUGUCUGAUAACACCAGCCACAAGUCCUACAGACCACUGUGCAUUCUUACCUUUAAGUUGAAUAUUGUGCUCGGUGGUAUGUACCCAUUCUACUUCCACGUGGUGAAUGUGUGUCUCCACUGCGCCGUGACGGCCCUGCUCAUGCACACGUGCCAGUGUUGUGUGUUUGACAACAGUCGCCUGGCCUUCCUCACCGCACUCCUCUUCGCUGUGCACCCCAUCCACACAGAGGCUGUGUCUGGAAUUGUUGGAAGGGCAGACGUGUUGGCAUGCCUGUUAUUCCUCUUGACAUUUCUCUCCUAUAUUAGGAGUGUCUCAGCAUGCGCUUCAGAGGAGGCCUUCCCUCGCACCACGUCGCUCAGCUCGCUGCUCAUGAGUCUGGGCCUGGGCACGGUCGCCAUGCUGGUCAAAGAGACCGGCGUCACCGUCUUCGGCGUGUGUGUGCUCUACGACGCUCUGGCGCUGUGCCGCAAGCCUUUCCUCCUGCACCUCUCCUGUUCCCGGCUGAAGGAGCUCCUGAGUCUCUGCAGUCCUUUCAUCAAGAGGGCCUGCCUCGUCUCUCUCCAUGUGGCGUUUAUCAUGUCUGUGCGGUUGUGGCUGAUGGGAGGGUCCAUGCCUCUGUUCUCCGAACAGGACAACCCGGCCUCCUUCUCCCCGCACCUGCUCACCAGGUUCCUGACCUACUGUUACCUCCUGGCCUUCAACGCAUGGCUUCUCCUGGCUCCCAUAGUGCUUUGCUAUGAUUGGCAGGUGGGCAGCAUCCCGCUGGUGGAGACGGCGUGGGACACGCGCAACGCUGCCUCUUUGCUGCUGGCUCUGGGCUUGCUGGCUCUGUGCCUGCACUGUCUGUUAUCACUGCAAAAUGAGGUACACAGCAUCAGUACUGUUGAGACAUGGGGGUAG